Ramularia collo-cygni is the source of this 771-nucleotide messenger RNA. RefSeq names its product related to RRP1 protein. The record is from RefSeq and is a predicted model, not a curated record. NCBI's taxonomy places the organism in Eukaryota, Fungi, Ascomycota, Dothideomycetes, Mycosphaerellales, Mycosphaerellaceae. The coding region runs from base 1 to 771 and encodes 256 amino acids. The transcript has 2 exons. Gene Ontology annotation, cellular component: preribosome, small subunit precursor; nucleus; preribosome, large subunit precursor. Gene Ontology annotation, biological process: rRNA processing.
AUGGCUUCCCCGACACUUACACAGACCUCGCAGUCGAACCCAUUCAUUCGACAGCUCGCAUCAAGCAAUCGCACGACCCGGGACAAAGCUCUCGCCUCGCUCCGCACUUAUCUCCAAAGAUCCACAGCUUUUAGCGAACUCGACCUACUCAAACUAUGGAAGGGCCUUCAUUAUUGCAUGUUCAUGUCCGACAAGCCGCGCAAUCAACAGCAACUCGCGCGGGACCUUGCAGCGCUCGUAGAUGUAUUGAAGACUUCGUCCGCUCAAAUCGCCUUCAUUUCGGCAUUCUGGAAGACAAUGGCGCGGGAGUGGAGCGCGAUUGAUUCGUUGCGAAUGGACAAGUACCUCUACCUGCUGAGGUGCUACAUUUCAAAGGGAUUCGAGGUGUGCUCAAAGAGCAAGAGCUGGAAGAAGGCGGCGGGGGAGAAGGACAAGGUUUGGGAGGAGUACGUGGAGAUUCUGGUCGCAGACGGUGGGCCUCUAAGCCCGCAGGACUUGAAGGUACCGGUGGGUAUCAGGUUACACGUGUUGGAUAUCUGGGUUGAUGAGCUGGAGAAUAUUGAUACGGAGCACAAGGUUGAUGUGGAGAAAGUCAUGGCGCCUGUAACGCUGAUCAAGGAGAAGACUCUAACCAAGAGCGUGCGGGUCCGAGCGGAUGAGGCUCUGGAGGAUGAAAGAAUACUCAGCUGGAAUGGGGAUGUCGCCAAGGCCAACGGGGAUGCGGAUAAGGAAGACGUGGAGGAAGGAGACUUUGCCGGUUUCGACGACUGA